AUGGGUUUGUUUGCUUGUUUUGCGAGAUGGAUGGAUACAUUGAGUUUGAACAAUGAUGAUGACUACGCGAGUGACAAUGGGGAUUCAGAACAGGAAAUGGAUGAGAACAAUCCUGUGGUGGACGAGUCUCUGAUGAGUACAGCCGAGGUGAAAGGUUAUCUCUGUCUUAUUGCCCACUAUGUCGACGCUGAGUGGAACCUUAGAGCUAAGAUCCUCUCCUUUUGCGCUUUCCCUCCACCCCAUUCUGGUCCGGCCAUUGCCAUGAAGCUAAUGGAGCUGAUUAAAGAAUGGGGUUUGCAGAAGAAGGUCUUCACAUGUGCUGCUCACAUUCUGAAUCUCAUUGUCCAAGACGGAUUAUCGGUGAUAAGUGACGCCUUGGAGAAGAUCAGAGACAACAUUAAGUAUGUCAAGGUCAGUGAGUCUAGAGAGUUGUUGUUUCUAGGCUGUGUGAAGACUCUUGGGAUUGUUAAGAAAUGCGGUUUGGUUUUGGAUGUCACUACGCGGUGGAACUCAACCUAUCUGAUGCUAUCUAGGGUUCUUCACUACAAAGAGGCGUUUAAGAAUCUUGCAGAAAUCGAAGCAAGUUACAAGAGCUUACCUACAGAGUCUGAGUGGUUAAGAGCUAGGCUGAUUUGUGAUUUGUUACAGCUGUUUGAUGAGAUGACAAGGCUCAUUUCCGGCUCUUCUUACCCUACCGCGAAUCUGUACUUCAUGGAAGUAUGGAAAAUUCAAAGUUGGUUGGGUUCAAAUGAGUUCCAUGAAGAUACGGUGAUUGCUGAUAUGGUGGCUUCCAUGAGGUUGAAGUUUGUUAAGUACUGGGAAGAGUACAGCGACAUUUUAGCCAUUGCAGCAGUGUUAGAUCCUAGGCUAAAGUUCAAGGUUUUGGAGUACUGCUACCACAGUUCAGAUCCAGCAACUUGUAAAUCCCGAAUGGAUUACAUACGCAAAAGGAUGUUGAAGCUGUAUGGAGAUUACAAGAAGAAUACUGGUGGCUUCUAUGAGUUCUUCUCUCAACAAGCAGGAACAAUGAAAUCUGCUUUGGAUUUGUAUCUGAGUGAACAUGUGCUUGAUAUGGUUGCAAAUCAAAAGUUAGAUGUCAUCAAGUAUUGGAAGAACAAUUCAAACCGGUUUAGGGAGCUAUCUCGAAUGGCAUCUGGAUGCGAUUUAGAUGAGGAAUGUAAGGAAUAUGCCAAUGAGGAAGCAGAAGGAAGUGGAAGGAAGAAGAAGACCCGACUCAACUAA
Messenger RNA from Brassica oleracea var. oleracea, 1242 nucleotides. RefSeq names its product zinc finger BED domain-containing protein RICESLEEPER 2-like. NCBI's taxonomy places the organism in Eukaryota, Viridiplantae, Streptophyta, Magnoliopsida, Brassicales, Brassicaceae. The record is from RefSeq and is a predicted model, not a curated record. The transcript has 6 exons. Gene Ontology annotation, molecular function: protein dimerization activity; DNA binding. Bases 1 to 1242 code for a protein of 413 amino acids.